Molecule: messenger RNA, 1598 nt
Organism: Xylaria bambusicola
Lineage: Eukaryota; Fungi; Ascomycota; Sordariomycetes; Xylariales; Xylariaceae
Exons: 2
Coding region: 256-1509 (417 amino acids)
Biological process (GO): regulation of transcription by RNA polymerase II
Cellular component (GO): nucleus
Molecular function (GO): DNA-binding transcription factor activity, RNA polymerase II-specific; RNA polymerase II cis-regulatory region sequence-specific DNA binding
Source: RefSeq, a predicted model, not a curated record
CACCCACCCCUCCAUCGAUCAGUGCUGUGUAGUUGAAGUAUUGCUGUGUUAUUGCAUACCCGUCCAGGACCCCUUCCCAACUUGCCUUGCCCUGUGUUUGGAUCCGGGAACUGCUUAUAUAGGUACGCCACGUCUGUGACAUAAUGUGUAUCCAGUGACGGUCUACACUCCCCUGUCUGCGCCUCACAUUAUCCAAGUUGGCUUCUUGUUAUAAUAAUUCAACGUCGCCUCGUCACGCAAAGCCCGUCUCUCGCCAUGGAUCUCUCACCUCCAUCUCUUAUCCGCUCGCCAUCAUCCUCCCGGAACUCAAACUACUCUAGGAGUCCCAGUUUAAGUGUUGAUUAUUCGCCGCCGGACCUGGUUGACCACUUCUACAAGGUUGGUUCCGUAUACGAACAGUCUUGCUCCGCCAUAUCCUCGACCAUGAACUCUGAUAGCCCGCAUCAUCAGCGUCUUGAUGCGACCACUUCGGCCGAAUGGGCGGAGACAACCGUAAUACACUCCGUCCCGUCUAUGGUGGGACAGGGUAUUGUAUCCCAGGACUACGUCCCGUAUGUCAGCUAUGACUCCUCAAUGCAUACGCCGUACAGCCACGAUUUGUACUCGACGCAUCUGGCUCACGCUCCAGCACUCUCUUACGCACCGUCCCCACUCGCCUCCAUGCCCUCUCGCUCGCCAGAUCCGGCUUCUUCUAGACAUCCACUCCCCUACCACAGCACGCCACCGAUGCCGCGGAUCAAGUUAGAGGGCGGGCACGACUACUCCAGUGGCGGCGAGGUAUCCCAAUAUCCCUCGCCCAGGUCUGCCCACGCUCUAAUGGCGGAGCCGAGCAGCUACGGGUCUCAGGCUUGCAGUUCGGGCUACCUCUCGGACGGCCCUUCCAGUUCGUGGCCGAAGUCUGAGUACCCUCCCAUCGAAGGGGACCCAUAUUACGUGGGACCGAGCGGGAGCACAAGCUCUCUUGUCCCAGACCGACGACACCAAGCUCCGCCGAGGCCAUCGCGGGCUCCAAAACGGCAAGCUCGCAAGCUAACGUCAAAAGACGAGGCCAACUUCCAAUGCGAAGUUGAGGGGUGCGGGAAGCUCUUUAGCCGCAGUUAUAACUACAAGGCGCACAUGGAGACCCACGAUAAGAAGAGAGAAUAUCCUUUCGUCUGUACAUACGAGGAUUGCAAUAAGAAGUUUGUACGGAAGACGGAUCUACAGAGGCAUCACCAGAGCGUACACAUGAAAGAAAAGAAUCAUAAGUGCGACUACUGUGGCCGCCACUUUGCUAGAAAAGACACACUUCGCAGACAUAUGGAGGACGGCUGCUCAAAGCGGUUCGACAUUGGCACGGUGGAUAUACGCGGCGCCGAGAGUUACGAUACUUAUAACGUGCCGAUAAGAUCCGUGCCUAGCUCUUCUGGACAUAUGGUGGCACCGACACCGCAUCUGCCACCAAUGACACUCCCACGAGGCGGCAAUGACAGUGGCAUGACAGACAUGCCUUCGUUUAUGAGGAGAUAACAGUUUCCUAAGCAGCGUGUCAGAGGGGGGGAAAAGCAUCCGUGUUUUCAAAAAACCGCAACCCAGCAUUUUAGCGUCAAGGCAUGAAA